Molecule: messenger RNA, 237 nt
Organism: Auxenochlorella protothecoides
Lineage: Eukaryota; Viridiplantae; Chlorophyta; Trebouxiophyceae; Chlorellales; Chlorellaceae
Exons: 1
Coding region: 1-237 (78 amino acids)
Source: RefSeq, a predicted model, not a curated record
AUGUGCCGAGCCAUGAUGGAGUCUCGACAACCAUACAGCAGGAUCUGGGGUGGAGGGCGAGACACACAUGGUAGUGGUGCUGGAUUUCAGGGGUGCCAAGCAGGCUGCUGUGGGCCGGCCAGUGCUUGCAUCACCCCCAUUCCCUGCCCCUGCCUCCCGAUCCCUGUCCUGCGGGAGCAGCAGCCUCCAAACCGACCUGUGUCGCCACCGACACGGCAGACAUGUUGGCGAAGAUGA